Messenger RNA from Parnassius apollo (apollo), 276 nucleotides. The record is from the annotation of a GenBank genome assembly. NCBI's taxonomy places the organism in Eukaryota, Metazoa, Arthropoda, Insecta, Lepidoptera, Papilionidae.
AUGCUGUGGUGCUGUGGUGUGGUGUGUGCUGCUGAUGUAAUAGAUACAGAAUCGUCUGACGAUAGCUCCGAUAGUGAUGACUAUGAUGAACAUUGGAAAAAAGUGCAGUUUCCUCACAAUCCGCCAAUUGAUAAAUUCGAUUAUAGAGUAUUGAAACCGAAACAGUUUAUCCCGGACGGAAGUAGUCCUGCUGUAUAUUUUAGAGCUUUUUUCACGGAUGAAAUCCUAGCUACCAUUGUGCACCAAAUCAAUUUAUAUGCAAUACAAAACCGCUGA